This is a messenger RNA of Nymphaea colorata (pocket water lily), 1286 nucleotides long. RefSeq lists its product as uncharacterized. Bases 84 to 1109 code for a protein of 341 amino acids. Gene Ontology annotation, biological process: beta-D-galactose catabolic process via UDP-galactose, Leloir pathway; glucose metabolic process. The record is from RefSeq and is a predicted model, not a curated record. Lineage: Eukaryota; Viridiplantae; Streptophyta; Magnoliopsida; Nymphaeales; Nymphaeaceae. Gene Ontology annotation, molecular function: carbohydrate binding; aldose 1-epimerase activity. The transcript has 5 exons.
AGUUUUCCCUAAGGGAGAGCCCCUCUCUCUCUCCCGUCUUCUUUUAGUUCUUCUGCAAGUUCGUUCCUGCAAAGAGAGCGUGGAUGGCUUUCUCUCCCACGCUGGAAAUCUUCGAGCUGAGCAAUGGCACCCUCCAAAUGAAGGUCUCAAACUGGGGGGCUACCAUCACUUCGCUCCUCGUGCCCGAUUCGAAAGGCAAUAUGGCUGAUGUGGUUCUUGGAUUCGAUUCCCUGGAGCCUUAUAUUAAUGGUUCUUCACCAUACUUCGGUUGCAUUGUGGGAAGAGUCGCAAACCGGAUCAAGGAAGGAAAGUUCACUCUCGACGGGAAUCACUAUAGUCUGCCCAUCAACAAUCCUCCAAACAGUCUUCAUGGAGGAGAAAAGGGUUUUGAUAAAGUAGUAUGGGAGGUGGUCGAACAGAAAUCAGGUGAUGAACCCUCCAUUACAUUCAAAUAUUAUAGUCAAGAUGGCGAGCAAGGCUACCCUGGCGAUCUCAUUGUAAGUGCCAAAUACACACUUGUUGGGAAGACAACAUUGAGGCUGGAUAUGGAAGCAGUUCCACAAAACAAAGCUACUCCAGUAAAUUUAGCUCAGCAUACUUAUUGGAACUUAGCUGGUCAUAAUUCGGGAGACAUUUUGGGCCACCAUGUUCAGAUAUUGUCAUCUCAUAUAACUCCAGUAGAUGAGUAUACAGUCCCCACAGGUGAGAUCAUGCCGGUUGAAGGUUCUCCUUUUGAUUUGAGGGAUGAGAAAAAGAUUGGGAGUGUAAUCAGUCAGGUUCCUGGUGGUUAUGAUGUUAAUUAUGUGCUUGACUGUGGUGAAGAGAAGUCUGGCUUGAAGCAUGCUGCUAAAGUCAAAGACCCAUUGAGCUCAAGGGUGCUCAACAUAUGGACCAGCGCUCCAGGUGUUCAGUUUUACACGGGAAAUUAUGUUAAUGGAGUUGUUGGUAAGGGUGGUUAUGUUUAUCAAAAGCAUGCUGGACUGUGUUUGGAGACGCAAGGAUUUCCAAAUGCCAUAAACCAGCCGAACUUCCCAUCUGUUGUGGUCAAGCCUGGAGAGAAGUACAAUCACUCUAUGCUGUUUGAGUUUUCAGUGGAACAACAGCUGUAGGUGGCAUCAACGAUGUGUUAAAACUUGCUAUCUUGUUUAGCAAUAUUCUCUUUUUCUCAUGUUCUGUUGGCUAUUUUCUUUUCCUUGUGGUCGUACUACUUUACCGUGGCAUGUAUCUAGCUUAAUGCUACUGGAAAUAAAUAUAGCGAAAUAAUGGCUUUUUCAUUUUUCUUUGAA